AUGCCAUCGUCCUCGUUCAGCACAUACAAUAUGACCUACACCACCGAAAUGGAAGAAUCCUCAGGCAAUGAAGACAGACCAGAUGUAAUACGAAACUCUCAAGGCGAAACAAAGUUUGAUUUUUGUUUUUCUCCGAUUCAAAUGCAACGUCCAAAAUCACCACAAAUGAUGUCAGCUGUGUAUGAGGUCACCGAGCCUCUAUCCGAAAGAACAAAUGUUUUUGACACAAAGAUGCAUGCUUUGGCUAACCAUAAGGAAGGUGGCAUUUCACCCAUUCAAAACACUCCCAAAGCGUGGCAGGUUGCAGACAUUGGUGAACCAGACGACGGCGAGGUGGAUGAAAAUAUACCGAUUACUCCGAAAGACCACCUUCUAAGAAACUCAGAAAGGAUGGUAUUUUUCUUCCAGUUUGACAUCACGAAUGGCACAAUUGCUGUGGGCGCCAAUGGUAAGCAUGUAACGCUUAUUUCUACUGAAAAUGGUAAUAGGAAGGUGGAAGUAGAGCUAGCGGUUAAUAUGAGCCCUGACUCAGCCAGCUAUGGUGUUACAAAGACUGAAGUCCCCUUUUUUACUUCUCAGUGCUCACCCAGCAAGGAAAUUAGUGAAGGGAGCGACGACUUCGACUGUUCUAGUGGUGAGACGUCACCACCAAUCAUGCGUUUGUACAUGCCCAAAGAUGGACACGGAGUGCGAGCAGUUUGCUCGCCGAGGUACGAGCAGGAGGUGCAGUGGAAGUCAACUCAGACGGAAAAUGUGCUACUCACGGUCGACAAAGGCACUCAAACUGUGGAAGAGUGUGAAGUGCCCGUGUAUCCCGAUGUCACGGACAAUGCGGAUGCCACUCGUCUGAAGGAGUGGAUAGAGGAACUCUUUAAGCACAAGCUACCGAGGGCAGAUUCACAGAAUUCCAAUGCAAGGCAAAAGUUGGGCGCAAUCGCCGGAUUUACAGCAGACUACAUUGUGCGGACGGCAGAGGCGGAUGAUGGACCCACGCUCCAGGUGGACACAGGCCAUGCACAGCUUACAGUUCCUUGUACAGAUAACUGCACUGCCAUCACCAAAACGGAAGCAGUUGACCUCCAGGGAGUAGCAGAAGUUUCGUCCCCUUCUUAUACGGCCAUCGAUGAGGGAAGGAAUGAGCAAAAGGAUAAGGCAAUUCAAGAGGCUCAUGGUAGCCUUGAUUUUGUAAAGAUGGACCAAAAGAUUAUCUACGUUAUAAUUGCCAUCAUAUCAGCAAUUCUCUUCUUCUUUGCCAUCGGUUUUAACGGUUGGUCAUGUGGAGGCAGUAUUUUCAGUGACACUUGUCUCAUCUCGACGGUGAAUGAGGUGACGGGCGCCCUCCUCCUGACAGCUGGGCUUUUAGUUCUGCUUGGUGGUAUAUUUUUGAUUGUGCUAGUUGUCAAAGGUGACACGUGGGCCAACAUUGUCGCCACGGUGGUUGUGAUUAUUGCGGCCCUCCUGUCAUUGGCUGGGGUCCUCUACUACCUGGAUCAACGCGAAUUGUGGUCACCUUUCUUGGCCUCGGUUGCCAUGUCCUUCACCAUGGCCUUGGCUGCUAUUCUUGUGGCUGAUUUGGCUACGGGUGGAGGGAGGAGCAAUGAUAAGGAUGCGCCCAUCUGUGGAAUGCUAGCCUUCAUUCCUGUUCUCCCGUUAGCUUUCUUCCUCCUUUGA
Molecule: messenger RNA, 1671 nt
Organism: Echinococcus granulosus
Lineage: Eukaryota; Metazoa; Platyhelminthes; Cestoda; Cyclophyllidea; Taeniidae
Exons: 6
Coding region: 1-1671 (556 amino acids)
Source: RefSeq, a predicted model, not a curated record